Messenger RNA from Hyla sarda, 2315 nucleotides. Its product is annotated as cytotoxic T-lymphocyte protein 4-like. The coding region runs from base 63 to 716 and encodes 217 amino acids. The record is from RefSeq and is a predicted model, not a curated record. Lineage: Eukaryota; Metazoa; Chordata; Amphibia; Anura; Hylidae. The transcript has 5 exons. Gene Ontology annotation, biological process: T cell costimulation.
GUAAAGGAAACCUAAGGCAUUUGGUCUUAUCACUUGUAACAAACCAAGAUUAAAAGAGAUAUAUGUUGAGAAAAACAGUCUUUGUAAUGAACGCUUGUCUUGUUGGAUUCCUUCUUCUGACUUCAUUGCAGUUUUCUGCACACACUACGUGGAACAACUCAUGCCUAAAUGUAGUGGUUUUCUCUAGAAUGGACAAAGUGGAACUCUGCCGAUACAGUCUGUUAAACAAUUCUACUUUUAACCUGACGCUAGAAAGGGGCAACGAUGGAAGUAUGGAAUGUUUGGUAGAAAGCAUGGGUACAGAACUGAAAUUACACAACUGGACAGACAAAACACAAUGUAGUGUUUCUACAUUUAAUGGCACUUUUUCUUUAAGUCUUAUUAACCUUAAAGGAAAACAUUCUGGCAACUAUGCUUGUCGUUUGAAAAAAAUUUUUCCACCUCCUUUCAGUAAUUCUAUUAUCAAUAGGACACUUUUGUAUGUCAAUGAUUUUGCUGAAGAACCCCCAGCUUGUAAUAUACUGUCAUUUGUGGAAACAUGGUUUUUGAUUGGAGUCUCCCUCUUCCUGCUUGCAUGUUUCAUAUUAGUGUUAUUCAUAAGCUCUAAAAGAAAGCAUUGCAGGGAAUGCGUUGCUAGAAAUAUGCAGCUGACGGAGCAUAAUGGUGAAUAUAUGCACAUGGCUUCUGUCCCUCUUCCAAAAUACAUUGCGCAUUAAGGUAUAACAUUUCCAUCCUUCCUAGUUGACAAUAGUGGAGUUAAGUGAUAACAUUCUGGGAAAACUUACUGAAGACAAGUUUAUGCAGCUUCCACUGAACUAAAUAAUAAAAUUAUAUGUAGUAAACACCUAAAUUACCUCUAGCAGCGGAUAUAUUCAGAAAAUGGUCCAUGGAAAAUUUUACAAAGUGACAGAAUGAUAAUUUAUCACAAUAAUGCAAUUAUACUCUCUGCAAACUUUGCUGCAUAGGUGUGUAUGUACAGCAUAUCGCAUUGAAAACACAGACUUAUUUGCUUAUUUGGCUGCAAAGGAAGUGUAUUGUUAAUGUUCAUAAUAAUGUAUUCUUUUUUAUUGCCUACAAGCAAAAAAAAUUCUAGUUACAUUGGUAUGAUUGUAGUUUUUACAAUUACUUUUUUUUAUUUCACUUCUGGUUCACCAUGUAAAAUGAAGAUACAUAUUGUAAGUCGCAGAGUCUAGUUCACCACAACCACAGGAUUAUGCACAUCUACUUUUGUAUUAUCUGGCAAAGCAGCUGACUAAUUUAUUUUCCUAUGUACUUAAUGUCAAGUAUAACUGUGAAAUACUCUGAAUUGUAUUGCGUAACCACUUGCUUAAAUUUAGGAAAGAGUAUACAGUCAUAUUGGUAGGGGCAAAAUGUAUGUUGCUCUUGUUACAUGGGUUUGGUAUCUGGUUAGAAGGAUUAUUAGGAAACUUCUUAUCAUUUUUUUUUAACAACAGAAAAAGGGUAAAACCAAUGAUAAAUUUCCCCCUAUGUUUCUAUGCACCUUUAGGUUUUUCACAUUAGCCUUGGUCUAUUAGUUCCAACCACUUUUAUGCCUAUAAAUCUUGUUUAGGUACCACAAAAUCACUGUUCACUUUUAUUAUUUUUAAAAAUACUGUGGACUAGAAUAAAGAUGAAAUUAGUCAUAAUAUUUUUGUGCAAUUUUAAUAAUAAUAGCUUUGUUUUCAGGCUUAGGUGAGCAUGUGUUGGAAUGGCCAGUCUAAAGAUGUUCCAGAUUUUCAAACAGCCUUGGUCACUGUAAUAAAUCUGAUGCAUUCUUACACUGUCUAGUCAAAGUCUACACAGUAUAAGAAUAAUAUAAUAUUAUUUUAUAUAACACACUGGCAGUCUUCAUAUUAGGCACAUUCACAGAUUUGAUGCGCAGGAUUUGAUGCGCAGGAUUUGAUGCACAGGAUUUGAUGCACAGGAUUUUCUGCUGCAGAUUUCAAUGUAAACUAAAUGGCUGAGCACAACUUCUAAUCAACAGCUACAAAUCCUGCACAUCAAAUCUGCUGUAUGUGUGAACGUAUCCAAAAAGAGAAAAUGUCGAAUUUUUGCAUAUACUGAGUUUGCUAACAGCAUAUUACAUUCAUUGGAUGGCACAAGCACAGCUCCUUUGCCCACACCAUCUGUGAGAGCCCACUGUCACAUACAAAAAGCCCACUUACAUACAGCCAGACUCCUGCUAGAAUUGCCUCUAUUGGAGCAUGCUUACAUGCAAUCUAAAGAAGAGAUAUGAUAUUACCAAACAUGUUAUUGCUUUUAUGUAUCAUGUUUUAAUUAUUUUAAUGUAAAUAAACCAAUUUUAAUAAACAAUU